AUGUUGCGAUCACGCCGCCGCUCUCCUUACGGCGCCUACUUCUGCGCCGUCAUCUCCGCCGUCCUCCUCCUCCUCUCCGCCGCCGCCGACCCCCUCGACGAGCUCGACUUCGUGGACGAAACCCACUCUCCCCCCGCCCUCCGCCUCAACCCCUCCCCCUACUUCUUCGACCCCCUCGCCGCCGCCAUCCGCCGCUCCUUCCUCCCCUCCUCCUCCGGCCUCCACCACCCCCUCCCCUCCGCCCCCGACCUCGACCCCUCCAAGGCCGCCUUCGCCUCCGACGACGUCCCCCUCGACCCCGCCGUCCGCUCCGCCGCCGCAACCCUCGCCUCCGUCGAGGAAGCGCUUCUUCUCAAAGACUCCCCCCUCCGACAAGGCUGGGGCGAAUGGUUCGACAAGAAAAGCGUUUUCCUCCGAAAGGAUAGAAUGUUCAGAUCCAACUUCGACGCCCUCAACCCUCUCAACAACCCCUUGCUACAAGAUCCCGACGCCGCCGCCGCCACCACUGGACUCACCAGAGCCGAUAGAAUCGUCCACAAGUGGUGGAUCCACCACUUCAAGAAAGUCCCCUUCCCUACCAAGAAGGUUCCUCUUAACCUCAAUGUAUUACCCUCUCUGACCAAAUUAGGAACAGAACGAAGAACUUUGAAUCACAAUACAAUUAACAACCAUAAUCAUGACCUCAUUAAGGAAAGUACGAAUUCUGAUAGUAGUAGCAGCAGCGGUAGCAGUGACAAUGGUGGUGAAUUAAGUAAUAAGAAAGAUGUUAGGGUUGAGUCUAUUAAGAAUCAUAUAUAUGCUGAUGGAGAUACCUGGGGAUACUAUCCUGGCGUGGCGUUGCGUUUGUCGUUCAACAACUUCAUGGAUGAGUUUUUCAGGGUGGGGAAAUGUGUGACCAGGGUGUUUAUGGUGUGGAAUUCGCCGCCUUGGAUGUUCACGGUUCGGCAUCAGCGUGGUCUCGAGAGUUUGCUCUUUCGUCACCCUGAUGCUUGUGUUGUUGUGUUCUCUGAAACGGUUGAGCUUGAUUUCUUCAGUGGUGGAUUUGUUAAGGAUGGUUACAAAGUUGCUGUUGCUAUGCCGAAUCUUGAUGAGCUGCUGAAGGAUACACCUGCUCAUGUUUUUUCUAAUGUUUGGUUUGAAUGGAGGAAGACGGAGUUCUAUUCUACUCAUUACAGUGAGCUUAUUCGCCUUGCUGCUCUGUACAAGUAUGGUGGCAUCUAUCUAGACUCGGAUAUCAUAGUGUUGAAGCCGAUUUUGUUCCUUAACAAUUCUGUUGGUACGGAGGACCAAGGUUCUGGAAGUGCUUUGAAUGGUGCUGUGAUGGCUUUUCAAAGGCACAGUUUGUUCAUAAAGGAGUGCUUGGAAGAGUUCUACCAGACAUAUGAUGAUACCAGUUUGAGAGGGAAUGGUGCUGAUCUGUUGACAAGGGUUGCACGAAAGUAUUUGGGGGAUGAGAGUAAAUCUGUCGAGCUCUUGGAGUUGAAUGUAGAACCCUCUUAUGUCUUCUUCCCUAUUAGUUCUCAGAACAUAGCAAGAUACUUUAUUGCACCGGCAACAGAGACUGAGAAAGCUCAACAAGAUUUGCUGCUUGAAAAAAUCCUGCACAAUUCGUUGACAUUUCAUUUCUGGAACAGUUUGACAUUUUCUCUUAUCCCUGAACCAGAUAGCCUUGUGUCUAGGCUUUUGAAUUAUGCAUGUAUCCGAUGCUUGGAAUUACUGUGAAUGUCAACUUCCACCGGUUCUGUCUUGAGAUUCCAUUCAGAUUUAAGUCCAGAAGAAAUCGGCAGAUUCUUGUCCAUGUAGCUGUACAAUUUUAUUGUUAGUUAGUGAAAUACUGGGUUGAAAGUCCCUACUAAAAGGUAAGAUAUACAGAAAACUUUAUAGAGCAAAACUAGCGUUAUCUAAUGAUGAUAAUGUGUUAUGUUAUAAUUAUAGUAGCAUUAGAGAUGCAUUGUUCAUCACUGCACGGUUUUGGUGUAAAUGCGAUGAGUGUCUGACAUUUUUUAUUAGUCAGCGAAGAAACAGCAUGUUAUUAUUAAUUUCUUCAUUUGAUAUUGUGCAUUAUUAUUCAA
Molecule: messenger RNA, 2072 nt
Organism: Cajanus cajan (pigeon pea)
Lineage: Eukaryota; Viridiplantae; Streptophyta; Magnoliopsida; Fabales; Fabaceae
Source: RefSeq, a predicted model, not a curated record